GCGCGCGGGGCGGGGCCGGUGGCGCAGCGGCGGCGGCGGCGGGCACAGGAGGCGCGCGGUUCCCCAGCGCGCGGUCCCCCUGCGCGCCUACGCGGUCCCCGCCGGAGUCGCCGCGUCCCUCGGUGCGGGCCUCCCCCCUCCUCCCGACCCGCAUCCCUCCGGCCCCGGGAUGGGCGCGCGCGCCUCGGGCUGGCCCCGGGCCCGGGCCGGGCUGCUGCUCCUGCUGCCGCUGCUGCUCGCGCUGCUGGCUCCGGGCGCGCAGGGGGCGCGGGGCCGCGGCGGCGCCGAGAAGAACAGCCACCGCCGCACCGUCAACACCUUCUGGCAGAGCGUCACCAGCCUGGUCGGCGAGGACAACGUGCGCGCCGCUCAGAAGCUGCUGACCAGGCUGACCGAGAAGUUCGUGCACGGCGUGGACGUGUUUCUGGAAACGCUGUGGAAGGUGUGGAUAGAGCUCUUAGAUGUCCUUGGCCUGGACGUCGGUGACUUUUCUCCCUUCAUGGCCCAAGACAGCUGCUCCCAGUCCUACUAUCGCAUCCAAUGCCCAGAAGGCAGAAGAGCCAGAGUCGCCAACAUGUCGCAGUACCUGAGCCCCGCCUCGGUGGCCAGCAGCCCCGCCCGCGCCCUGGUCCUGGCCGGCCUCCUGCUGCUGGCCUACUGGUUCCUCUCGCUGACCCUGGGGUUCGCCGUCAGCCUCCUGCACCUGCUGUUCGGCCGCUGCUUCUGGAUGGUGCGUGUGGCGCUCUUCUCCAUGGCCUGCGUGUACGUCCUGCACAAGUACGAGGGCGAGCCCGAGGGCGCCGCGCUGCCCCUCUGCUUCGUGGUGGCCGUCUACUUCAUGACGGGGCCCGUGGGCGCCUGCUGGCGCGGCCCCCCCGGCGGCCCCGGCCUGGAGGAGAGGCUGGAGCAGCUGGACGCCCAGGUGCGGGUGCUCAACGUCCGCCUCAACCGCGUGCUCGAGAGCCUGGACGGCGGCCCCGCCAGCAAGUGACAACCAGCCGCCCGGCCGGGGCCCGCGGUGCCCGCGCCGCCCGCGCCCUCGCUCCGCAGGCAGCAGAGGAGGAGGAAGAGGAGGCCAGCCAACCCCAAACUGUCUCAAUAAAGGUGCCUGAGCCCGCGGGGGGGCGCUCUGUGAGGGUGUUUCGGGCCGCGGGCAGACUCUCGGGGCGCCUGCCGGGGUGGGCCGCGGGACAGAGGUGUUUUUUACACAGAGGACGGACCCUGUCAGCUGUACAGUCACAGACGUGUGUCCCCGUGGAGCUACCCGUGGAUCUCCCCCCGCCCCCAAGCCCUCAGAGAACAUCUUUUGUAAGGUGGUGGUGGUUUUUUUUUUUUUUUUUAAAAAAUAAAGGCAGAUGCGAGUCCCGUUCCUUAACACUUGACGUGCAGGGGGCAGAACGUGCUCAUUCGACGUGUCAGGAAAGGGACGGACGCGGGGGCUCCCCGGGGGCGAGCUCACGUUCCUGGGAGGUGAGCUCCGGCCGACGUUGUUUUGGGUGGAUGUUGACCGAAUCGAUCCACGUGGUCGCCUCUGAAUGUGGACGGUUGGGCUCGAGGCUAAGGACACGGGCACGUCUCCUGGGUCCUAGGGGCCCAGCCACGCCCCUGGCAAUGCUGUGUCUAAGGGAGGAACUCGUUGUCUGAGGAAAACCUUGAGUAUUUCCCCCACUUCUGUAUUUGGAUAUAUUUUAGGCUCCACCUUUUGGAAAGGGAAAAACUCCAGGAGUUUUGGGGUCGGAUGCCAGGAGCGCCCGGGGCAGGCGGCCGGACUCACUCCGAACCUCUUGGAAGCCGGUCUCGCCAUGUGCCAGCGGGGCCUGCGUGGGAAAGAUACGCUCUCGAGGGUUUUCGGUUUGUUUGUUGCAUUUUUUUAAAAUAUAUUUUAUUGAUUUUUUUACAGAGAGGAAGGGAGAGGGAUAGAGAGCUAGAAACAUCGAUGAGAGAGAAACAUCGAUCAGCUGCCUCCUGCACACCCCCCAUUGGGGAUGUGCCCGCAACCAAGACACAUGCCCUUGACUGGAAUCGAACCCCGGACCCCCCCAGUCCGCAGGCCGACGCUCUAUCCACUGAGCCAAACCGGUCAGGGCUGUUUGUUGCAUGUUUAGUGUUUAAUUCUCACCGGAGGAUAUUUUUCCGUUGAUUUUUGGAGAGCGUGGAAGAGAGAGGAGAGGGAGAGACAGAGAGCAACAUCGAUGUGAGAGAGACACACUGAUGGGUUGCCUCCUGCAUGUGCCCUGACCAGGACCCAGGCAGAAACCUGGCUUCUGUUUGGGCAUAUUCUUAACCCCAGAGAGUGUGGGAAUUUUUUUCUUUCUUUCUCCAUUCCAUGGAAGCUGGUAGGGUAUUUGGCCUCCCGUCCCUCCUGCCCCCCCGCCGCCCCCACCCCCAUCUCUUUCUUUGUCCUCUCUUUUGUACGUGGGAAAAUGUAUUUUUGUACCAUAUCUCAUCCCUGGAAGAGAAACCUUUUUCUAUCUCCGGGGCUGUGGACGAUGUCAGCGUAACGCUUCCUUAGGCGGGACAGGAACACAUCCUGGUGAGAACUGCCGGGCGCCGUUGUAAGCGAGGCUCAGUGUUGUCGGGUCUCCGUCAGUGUUAACGUCCCGGGACUCCAGGAAAUACCAAGAACAGAAAAUAGUCCAGAAAAGAAAAG
Myotis daubentonii (Daubenton's bat) is the source of this 2650-nucleotide messenger RNA. It is a transcript of the gene BRI3BP, whose product is annotated as BRI3 binding protein. The record is from RefSeq and is a predicted model, not a curated record. Gene Ontology annotation, cellular component: mitochondrion. Lineage: Eukaryota; Metazoa; Chordata; Mammalia; Chiroptera; Vespertilionidae.